AUAUGUCGAGCGGAGUACGUUGAUGUUGCGCGGAGCAAUCUGAAGGAGAAUCUGCUGCGUUUUAUGCGAAUGAAGUCCUUUUCUCCUUCAAGGUCUUCUAGAAUAUUGUGGUAGUCAUCCAAAUACCGCAGACAGUUUUCGAAAUCCCUCAAUGUUCGCACGGCCUUUGCCGUGAAUGGUGGCACCGUAAUUGAAAUCACAAAACCAUGAAACUCUUUUUUCUAUUUGUGGUAGGCUGUGCCUUAAUUAUCCAGUUUUCUUCCAUACACGCGACAAAUCUGAAUGAAUAUCUGAACGAGAAAUUACGGCAAUCUAAGAUAGAAUUUAUUAAGAUUCACAUUCAGGAAACAUCGCCGGUGCACGAAAAAUUGUAUAAAGUACAAUGGAAUAAAUCAUGGCGAGUACCUUUAACAAGCGAGCACAGACCGUUCACGAUAAAUAUAUUCGACGAAAUAUUCAUCCUCGAUGACAAUCGCGUGAUGGCACCUUCUCUUAAUCAGACCUCUUGGAACAAAACUUAUCUGGCGUUACAUCAAGUUGACUGGAUUGGAGAGCUUUCUCCUGUUAAAUUUGUUAGGAACAUUGUGUGGGAAGAUACUACCUAUCUAUUACUGUGUUACGAGCCUGAUUUGUGUAGUCUUUAUACGGCAACGCGAAAUAACACAUUGCGAUUUCGCCACACCAUCGGACACAGAGGAAUUCCCGUAGACGCUAAAUUUUUCACACAGGACGAUCAACUUCAUCUAGUCAUCGCCAAUAAUGCUGGCAAAUUUUCCGUGCCAUCUAUUAUCUAUCGAUGGAGCGGUACGUAUAUGGACGUAGUCGACGAGGUGAUGACGAUCGGCGCGAUAUCAGUCACCGCGUUCGAGCAACGGCGAUCGACGAUUAUCGUGUUCGCGCAAUACGAAGCCGAGAAUCCGCGGGUCGGUUCCGAGGUGUACGAGUUCAAAGUCGGUGACAUUGAGAGGAUACAAUUUUUGUCCAUCACGCGACCGAUUUCAAUGCAUCACUAUGUCCACGGCGACUUCAACUUUGUCUUAAUGACAAACGAGUUAGGACGAAGCAAUGUUCUCUGCUGGGAUGGACAAGAACUGUUGCAUUGGUUUAGUCUUUCCGGGAUUGAACCACACAGCUUGAUGAGUAUUUUCCAUGUAGAUGGUAAUACUUUUAUAGUUGUAGCACACGAUAAUAUCAUCCAGUUAUAUAAAUUUCAUAGUACAUCCGAUUGGAAAAGUGAAAACGUUAAACAAUUCGAAGACGACCAAAAAAUAAUUGAUAUGGUGGUAUCAAUGAAUAAAUAUACGAUGAAUGUGAUAUUGAUUAUUGAGGAAAAGAAUGUAUAUUUGGUGGAACAAUGGCAAGCUGAAAUGACUUCGGUACCAAGCGAAAAUAUUGUCGAAGAUACUGAUGCAACGAGGAAAUGCUUAUCGGAUCUGAUCGAAACGUUGCAGGCAAGAAUGCCGGCUAUAAAGGAAGCCGAGGCUUCUUGGAAAAUUCUUUUACCAUCCGCGAAGAACUUGACGAUCACGGAACCAGUGAAAUUCGACAAUUUGAAUUUUCAACACGGCACAGUGGACAGCAUUGAAAUUACGGCUGAAGAAGACAUCUUGCCACCUCAUUUGAUUGAAGAUGUCCUGAACGAGCUGGAUCACAAUAUUGACGAGAUUGCAGCAGGCUCGAAAGCGCAGAAAGAAAUGAUAAUUACGAACGUGGAAAUGUGGCAAGACGAGAUCGUGAUUGACGAUGCAUAUCUAGAAGAGCUGGAGAUUGAUCGAGUGGACAUCGAUAUCGUAAACGAUGCGGAGAUGCUAUCGGAAAAAGUAAUUCUACCAAAAGGCAAUCAAAACUUUACACAUCCGUUGAGAGUGGAAAAUAUUAUUGUACACGAACUUGAAGUUGAAUCUCUCUGUGGAGUGCCAUCCCAAUAUUGGAUGUUACGAAAGGAUGAAGGAAUUACAUUUACCGCCGCAAAUAGCUCCAUCGAAUAUUCAAACGACACGAUUAUAGUGCAUUCUGAUUUAACAGUACCGAGAUUGAAAAUUAAAAGCUUGAACGGAACAAUCGUCGAUGAAUUAAUCGACAAUCUAUUCCUCAUUAAUCAUACCCAGAAAAUUAAAGGUACAAUUACAUAUAAAAACUUUUUGGAUAUUACGAACCUUACAACGCAGAUGUUGAAUGGUAUUCCCGCUGAUAAGUUUAUGACAACGAGAACAAAUCAGACCUUUGACGAUUUUUAUAUACCAGUUUUGAAGAUUGACAAUCUAUUUGCUGAAACGGUUAACGGGAUACCAAUUGAGGAAGCUGCGAGGAAGUCUCGCAAAAAUAUUAUUAAGGGUAAAUUAAAACUAGCGAAUCUCCACGUCACCGAAAAUUUCACGAUUGAUGUGAACACAUCUAUGAUGCAAAUGUUUAACGAGCGGUUUCUUCAUAUCUACGAAAAUGUCACGAUAUUCGGUAAUCUACAUCUUCGAAGUAUCAAAAUCGAAAAUGCAGCUACGCUCUUUGUAGAAGAUGUUCCAAUAAAUGUGAACGACCUAUUUAACAACUUCUGGACGAAAUCCGGCGAUCAGACAAUCACGGAAAAGAUCACUUUGAAAAACGGCGUUACCAUCGACAGACUCGAUGCAAAGUAUCUCAAUGGUUUCACGGAAAACGAUUUUUUGUACACCACAAUGGAAGAAAUACCAAGCGAAUUCACCAAUCUACGCUUCGAAAAUCUUUAUGUCGACGAAUUCUUCAAUGAAAACGAUUAUUCACACGACAGUUUGUUCCAGGUUGAAUCGAAUCAAUUAAUUAUUCGAAAACAAUUGCAUCUGCAAAGUCUCCGAGCGGAAGAUAUCAUUACCUUGACUUUCAACGGCGUCGAUGUUGACGACAUCAUGAAUGGAAUUCGAACAAAUUUCUCAGGAACCACGAAACUUUUCACUGUUCAAGCGCGUCGCGUAUUCGUCGACAAUCUCAAUAUUGAUCUUCUCAAUGAUCGUGAGGUUCUCUUCGAAGAUGGGCUUCACCUCAACGAUGAUCAUCAGAUAGCGACCUUAAAGACACCACAAUUCAACGUACGGAAGUUGGAAGUGGAAAGGUUGAAUAGAAUCAAGAUGGAUCUCCUGACGCAAUUAAAAAAUCUGACAGAUUUUGAUCUGAGCAGAAUCGUUAUUGAUGGCGACUUGAUAGUGAAGAACCUGACGGUUAGGCAAGUGGAUGGACAAUCGAUGGAGAGUUUCUUAGAAGAACUGGGGCAAAGCGAUAUCAUGAUAACUUCGGAGAAGAGCAUCGAAAGCUUAAUCGUAGAGAACAUAACUCUAGAAUCUCUUCAUGGUCAAAAUUUCGAUGAACUGUUUGCUAAUGUGCUCUCGAAAUCAAGGGAACAAAAGAUAUCUGGACAUUUUUCGGCCCACAUUGUCACUUCCGACAACGUCACAAUGAACUUCAUCAAUCAACAGAACGCUUCGAAGUUUAUGUGGAUAGACGAGCCUUUAACGAUCACGGGCAACGUAACAUUCUCCGAUUUAUUUGUCGAAGGCGAUGUGAUUACUUCGAAGUUAAAUGGACGUAAUGUGCGCGAGUUAUACGACAGCUUAUUGCACGUUCCCGUGAAAAAUAUCGAUUUCCUAAAGGUGGAUGGAAAUAUUUCUUGGGAAACGCCCUUGACUAGUCCUACCUCGAUAUCUUACUUGUGGAAGAACGCCGUGACCAAAACCGGAGACCAAGAUAUCACGGGCAAAGUGACCUUCGCGAAGGACGUUCACGCGUGGACGGUCAUCGGUGCGUACAACGAGAUCAAUGAGAUCGAACGCAUAAUAUCGGACGCCGUGAUCAACGACGGGGAAAACAUUGAGAUCAGCGGGAAGAAAUUCUUCGAAAAUGAUUUCAUCGCGGAUAAGUUAGUGGUGAACGGCGACUUGGGCAUUGCCAAAGUCAACGACGUGGAUAUUCUCAAGUUUAACGAUUCGGCUGUUAGAAGGAAUCGCGAGGAAACGAUUCUCGGUCCGUUGACAUUCCUCAAGGACGUGACAAUCGAGAAACUUCACGUGAACGAUGCCGAUUUUAACGCGUCCAUCAACGCUGUUGUACGUACCAACGACGUUAUGCCGGACAACGUCUUCUUCGAGGACCUUGUAGUGAUGAACGACGUACACCUAAAGAAUUUGAACGGGAUAGACUUCGACGAGUUCGUCAGCAACCGUGUUACUCUCACCGGAAAUCACAGCAUCUCGUGCGAUUUGAAAUUUAAUGGUGUCGUCACAGUAACAGGUAAUGCGCAUAUAGGGAAAAUCAAUGGGAUUUAUCCAUCUGAGUUUGUGCUUAAUGAUGUUGAUGAGGUGCAGAUGAUAUAUGGCACAAAAACUUUUGAAGACGAUUUGAUAGUCGAAGGAAAUGUUACUGCACCGCAAAUCAAUGGUGUCGACAUAAUAAAAGAAUUUAAUAAUGGUGUACAAAACGAUGAAGAUGUCAAUAUCUUUGGAAAUCUGAUUUUUAAGGCAAACGUUCGGAUCCAAAAUAUGAAUGUUUCCGGUUUGGUAAAUGGUGUAAAUUUCCGUUCCGCAAUUAGCGAUUCUCAAGAGAAGGCGAAUAAGACUAGGCAAAGCCUAGAGGAAAGCUGGAAAAUAAUCGAACAGAAUAUCGAGUAUAGUUCGGAAAUGUUCGAGAACUUGGGUAACAUCUUCUUUUAUCUAGAAAUAGAAGAGAAUCUAAAGAUACCUGGGAACAAUGUCAGCAAAAUCGACGUAGUGCACUUCAACGAGGACGAAAUCAGACUGAAUAUGUACAGUGAACAGCCCGGAAUAUUUUGCGGGCUACCAGAUCAUUGUUUGUGUGUGUAUCAAUCUGUGGUAGAAAUCAUCGAUGGAAAUGUGCGAAAAUGGCAAGUGUAUCCUGGAGAAAUCGUAAGAAAUUUUCAUGAUCCCAACAGUGUUUUUGGUAUCAACGUAAUAACGAACGCCGUUUCGAGCAAUGAGAAAUGCACCUCGUCGAGAACCAAGCAAGAAUUCACUACGAUUUCCUUGAUGAAGUCUGAAAAUUCGAAAAAGAUUCACGAAGACGUUUUCGAUAAGAUAGAAGGAUACUUGAAAGAUGCGAGCAUAUUUAAACACGAUGGUAAUGUAUAUAUAAUUCUGGCGAUUUACUAUGAUAAAGUAAGUGCAACGCAUCGUACAAACUCCUUGCUUUAUAAAGUACAUAUGGAAAAGAGAAAUGCAACAUUAGUUCAAGAAAUUCCUACGGACGGUGCCUGGUCCAUUCAGAUUUUCAAAAUCAAUGAAGAAGUGUUCCUUCUCAUCGGCUGCUUUGGCGAAUCUUCGGAGUCUUCAUUAUACAGAUUCAAUUUAUUAACACAAAAGUUUGAACAGCUGAGAACAUUCGCAAGCAGAAGUCGUUACGUGAAAAGUCUAUCGCAAGGAAAGGAUCAUUUUGUUCUACUGGACAAUCCUGAUACAAACGCCGUGAAUAUUUACAAAUAUGAUCCCACAUCUCGCAACUUUCACAACUAUCAAAACAUCUUUCAUGUCCAUCGGAUUAACGGAAUUGAGUGUUUCUACGCCGAUGAUUUUGGCAACAGCGAUGUGUUUGUGAUUGUCACAACACAAGGUGGACGAUUUUAUAUUUACGAAUAUAUGUUUGCUGGGAAAUUCCAGAUGAAAUUACAACACGCCGUGGACGACUUACGAACGAUGAUGCCAUUUUAUUAUAUGGAUCGUCAUUACAUCUUGAUUGGCACAGAUAACGACAAUAUAAUCUUUCGAAUCGUGAAACAAGGUCCACAUUAAUCCGACAAAGAUUAUAGAGAUCAUAGAAAUGAAUUUUGUAUAUAUGCACACGCCUGAAUAUUUAUAUAUAUCGAUAUAUAUGUUAAUUC
Messenger RNA from Nylanderia fulva, 5854 nucleotides. RefSeq names its product female sterile (1) M3. Lineage: Eukaryota; Metazoa; Arthropoda; Insecta; Hymenoptera; Formicidae. The record is from RefSeq and is a predicted model, not a curated record.